UAAUCCUUAGUCCCUUUACAUAUUUCUUUAUAAAUUACUCGCAUUCACAUGCCAACUCUUUCUUGUACUCAUUGCUUGGUUGUCUUCUUCACCAUCUUCCUUAGAUUCUCAUUCUCUGUCUUCAUUUUGCCCCUUUAGCCUUUCACAGUGAAGACAGAGAAUCUUCAGCAAAGAGACAGCACAGAACUGAUCUCUCUAAUAAGUGCCUUUUCCAUUUUGACUCAAAUUUUGUCUUUUUUGGUUCUCUUUUGCUUUGACAUGUGCAUAACCCCUUUUAAAGUAACCUCAUUUUAUCAAUCAUAGUCAUGAAGCAAGUUCUUCAAUGGGUUUUCAAGGAAACAAAUGAAAAACAAGGACAAAGGACUUCACAUUCCACUAAGAAGGGGACAAGUUGGGGUGAAGGAACUGCUAGAUCAGAGGAGAUAGUGGUGUCUAGUCCUUGUGGGAAUUCUCAAAGAUCAAAGGGAUUUGAAGGAAGGAAAUUUGAUCUAAAGAAGUUGAAAUCAUUUGCUUUGUUAUGCAGAAAGGAUAUUGCAAAGUCUUGCUUUUAUAGUACCAUUAAUAUAAAGAGACCAAGAACACAGGGCUUUGAUAAUAUGCACCAAUAUUGGAUUCAAAAGAUGAAAAAAGAAGAAAUUGCUAGAGGAAUUAGAGAGAUUAGUCAAAAUGCAGAUUCUUCUUCUGUUCAUGCUGGCACCAAAGUCUUGCCAAUAACUGAUGCCACUUUAGUAGAGCAAUGUAGCAGUAAGACUGAGAAGAAAGUUUUGGCCAAUGGUGAGAGUAAAACCAAAGCCAAAUCAAGAAUGAAAGAACUUUUGAGAUGGGCUAUGGCUUCAAGAUCAGAAAAAGGAGGAAAGUUCAUCACUGGCAAGGUUUCACGACAGCGAAAUCGAGGAACUCUUAAAGCAGGUUUGGACGAUGAUCGAGGGAGUAACGACUCGCCAAAGAUCAGUUUCAGAUGGGAAGCUGAAAGCUGCUCCUCCAUUUCCUCAGCCUACUCGACGGUGUCGGCAGUGUCCCCGUUCAAGAACUGUUCCAUUGCACUGAAUUCCACUGCCAUUCAGGAAAUCAAUCAAUAUUAUCCAAGAAGAGGAAGCUGGAUCACUACAGAUUCUGAAUUUGUUGUGCUAGAGCUUUGAAGGAGAAGGAAGACAAAUGAUUUGCAAUGUUUCAUCAAUGUGGUAUCUGCUUGCGCUAUGUGAUUUGUAGAUUCUAUGCAAAACCAGAGGAUUUGUUUGUAAAAAUGCUUCAAAUAUCUAUGCAAAACAUAUAUCUGAAAUAACAUUUUGAUUGUAACUCAAAUAAUCAUCUAACAAGUCUUUGGUGUAAGAGGUUAA
Molecule: messenger RNA, 1337 nt
Organism: Benincasa hispida (wax gourd)
Lineage: Eukaryota; Viridiplantae; Streptophyta; Magnoliopsida; Cucurbitales; Cucurbitaceae
Source: RefSeq, a predicted model, not a curated record